This is a messenger RNA of Punica granatum (pomegranate), 2733 nucleotides long. The record is from RefSeq and is a predicted model, not a curated record. NCBI's taxonomy places the organism in Eukaryota, Viridiplantae, Streptophyta, Magnoliopsida, Myrtales, Lythraceae.
CGUAUAAAAGUCAAAAGCCCAAUAAGCAUUUUCCUCUUCUUUCCUUCUCCUUCGGACACAGUCCUCAACGGAUCUCUUCCUUCGUCAGAAAGCAUAAUGGCCGGCCGGUGGUUCCAGUCCUCUUCUCCGGCGACCGACAUGAUCGUCACCAACACUCCGGCGGCGGAGCUCGCUCUUACAAACUUCGCGUACUGCUCCCCCUCCGAUCUCCAGAACUUCUCCGUUCAAGGCACCAAGCUCCAUCUCGCCUCUGUCGGGGACGCCUUCGUCCUCUCCUUGUCUGCUCAUGAUGCUAUUCGUCCUGGUCAUAUUGCAUUAAAUGCUAUCCAAAGGCGGCAUGCCAGAGCUUCUACUGGUGACACGAUCUCUGUCAGUAGAUUUAUUCCUCCCGAAAAUUUCUACUUGGCACUGCUUACACUUGACUUGGAGUUUGUCAAGAGGGGGACCAAAAGUGAAACGAUCGAUGCCGUUCUUCUUGCCAACCAACUCAGAAAGAAAUUUAACAACCAGAUCAUGACAGUAGGGCAAAGAGUGUCUUUUGAGCAUCACGGGAAUAACUACAUCUUCACCGUCAAUCAAGCCGAUGUAGAGGGGCAGGUCAAGUCUGCUCCUGAAAGAGGGAUGAUCUCGAAUGAUACUUAUAUUGUCUUUGAAGCAUCGAAUGCAAGUGGAAUAAAGAUUGUCAAUCAGCGUGAAGCUGCGAGUAGCAACAUCUUUAGGCAGAAAGAAUUCAACCUUCAACAGCUGGGAAUUGGUGGUUUGAGUGAUGAGUUCGCUGAUAUAUUUCGAAGAGCUUUUGCUUCUCGAGUUUUUCCUCCUCAUGUGACAUCCAAGUUGGGGAUUAAGCAUGUCAAAGGUAUGCUGCUGUAUGGGCCACCUGGAACUGGCAAAACUUUAAUGGCUCGUCAAAUAGGAAAAAUGUUGAAUGGCAAGGAGCCAAAGAUUGUGAAUGGCCCUGAAGUCCUCAGCAAGUUUGUUGGUGAAACUGAAAAGAAUGUUAGGGAUCUGUUCGCUGAUGCUGAAAAUGAUCAAAGGGCUCUUGGUGAUCAAAGUGAGCUGCAUGUGAUUAUAUUUGAUGAAAUUGAUGCUAUUUGUAAGUCAAGAGGGUCAACAAGGGAUGGCACAGGAGUUCAUGAUAGCAUCGUGAACCAGCUUUUAACAAAGAUAGAUGGUGUGGAGGCACUGAACAAUGUCUUGCUUAUUGGAAUGACCAAUAGGAAAGAUUUGCUUGAUGAAGCCCUUUUGAGACCAGGACGUUUGGAGGUUCAAGUCGAGAUAAGCCUUCCUGAUGAAAAUGGUCGACUGCAGAUAUUUCAAAUCCAUACUAACAAAAUGAAAGAGAAUUCUUUUCUAGCCCCUGAUGUGAACCUCCAGGAACUCGCUGCUCGCACAAAGAAUUACAGCGGUGCAGAAAUCGAAGGUGUUGUUAAAAGUGCGGUAUCUUUUGCAUUAAAUAGACAGCUAAGUCUUGAUGAUCUUACUAAGCCUGUGGAUGAAGAGAGUAUAAGAGUUACAAUGGACGAUUUCCUGAAUGCACUUCAUGAAAUUGUUCCUGCAUUUGGAGCCUCCACUGAUGACUUGGAAAGAUGCAGGCUUAAUGGGAUGGUUGAAUGUGGUAAUCGACUUAAGCAUAUUUAUGAAAGAGCUAUGCUGCUGGUUGAACAAGUCAAAGUGAGCAAAGGAAGCCCCCUUGUAACUUGCCUUCUAGAGGGUCCGAGUGGAAGUGGUAAAACUGCAUUGGCUGCUACAGUGGGCAUUGAUAGUGAUUUCCCCUAUGUCAAAAGGGUUUCGGCUGAAUCGAUGAUUGGUCUUCAUGAAAGCACGAAGUGUGCCCAAAUCAUCAAGAUUUUUGAGGAUGCAUACAAGUCACCGUUGAGCAUCAUCAUCCUUGAUGACAUAGAAAGGUUAUUGGAGUAUGUUGCUAUUGGACCUCGCUUCUCGAAUUUGAUUUCGCAGACAUUAUUGGUCCUUCUCAAAAGGCUUCCGCCUAAGGGCAAAAAACUAUUGGUGAUAGGCACGACUAGUGAAGUGAACUUCUUAGAUUCAAUUGGUCUUUGUGAUGCUUUCUCCGUCACAUACCAUGUUCCGUUAUUAAAGACCGAGGAUGCUGAAAAGGUGCUGAAGCAGCUUGAUGUCUUUGCUGAAGAGGACAUCCAGGCAGCUGCAGAAGCUUUGAAUGAUAUGCCCAUCAAAAAGCUCUACAUGUUGAUAGAGAUGGCAGCACAAGGCGAAAGAGGCGGAGCCUCAGAUGCUAUCUUCUCUGGGAGGGAGAAGAUCAAGAUCUCUCAUUUCUAUGAUUGCCUUCAGGACAUUGUUCGGUACUAAAACCCACACAAGUCAAGGGAGCUUCUGUCAUUCCAGAGAGCUAGAGUGCAGUUUUUUCACGAGAUUGUCUCAUAGUUGAGUCUCUUUCCUUUUCUCCUUUCCCUUUAUUCUUUUCAAUUCGCUUAUUUUCCUGGGACUCUUUUUUGGUACCAGUAUCUCAAGCUGGGUUCUGCAGGUGCUGCUAGUUUUCAGAAAUGCCCCUUAUUGCAUUUCAAUCUCUACUUUAACGGUAUCAAGGGGUUGGUUUUCGGGCUAAUAUCGUUGGGUUUGUUUUUGGGAUUGAUCGCUUUAUACCAUACUAUAAUAUUUGUAACUACAUCAAUUUAUUAUAGUUAGACGGAUGACAGAUAUUCAGUAUUUAAUAGUAACGUUAUACAGUAUUUAAUAAUGAAAUCGUAGCUUGGUCCA